GCUUGGUCUGGUCACACUUGGAAUUGCUAAAUGUUUUCAUAAUUUGUAGCCGGCGCUUGUAAAAUGCUUGUAAUUAUAUAAGAAACAGGCAGUAAUGGAUCCCAUUGAUACUACCAAGCGCAAGCCCAGACGCACCCUCGGCACACCAUCGUAUACGUACCGCAAUCGCUUCGCCUACGCCCUGCUGGCCGCUGGAACUGUCCUCUUUGGGAUCUGGAGCCUGACGCCCAUUCAGCGUAUUUCCAACGAGAGGCUGUCAACGGCGUUGGUCCAAACAGAGCAGGAGAGGGAUAGGAAGGGACUCUUCGAUUUUCCCGCUCCGCGAACAGCGAGAUUCAUCAAGGAGGCCAUCGAGGAAAGCGAGGAGCAGAGAAUUAAAUAAUGGAUCGCCAGACGCG
Molecule: messenger RNA, 398 nt
Organism: Drosophila serrata
Lineage: Eukaryota; Metazoa; Arthropoda; Insecta; Diptera; Drosophilidae
Source: RefSeq, a predicted model, not a curated record